Molecule: messenger RNA, 1919 nt
Organism: Neoarius graeffei (lesser salmon catfish)
Lineage: Eukaryota; Metazoa; Chordata; Actinopteri; Siluriformes; Ariidae
Product: BOLA class I histocompatibility antigen, alpha chain BL3-7-like
Exons: 8
Coding region: 121-1155 (344 amino acids)
Biological process (GO): immune response
Cellular component (GO): external side of plasma membrane
Source: RefSeq, a predicted model, not a curated record
CCGAAGAAGAAGAAGGCAGGCGGAAAAGAAACACAAACAGUGGGGAGAGAAAAUGAGAGAGAAGAUGCUGAGAUCAGAACCCGUUAGGGAAGAUAAAGUUGGGCUCUGAAGCCUGCAGUGAUGAAGGUGCUGCUGUUCCUGGUGUUCGGUGUCCAUCUGGCAGCAGCAGUCACACACACUCUCCAGAUCUUCUACACCGCAGUCACGCGAGGAAUAAAUUUCCCACAAUUCACUGCUGUCACUCAGCUGGAUGGAGUGGAGUCUGAGUACUAUGACAGCAACAUCAAAAGGAAGAUCCCAAAGACAGAGUGGGUAAAGAAGAUUGAUGCUGAUAUUCCAGAUUACUGGGACAGAUACACACAGAGGCUGCAGCGUACUGAGGAGGACUUCAGAGUCAGUGUGGCUACAUUAAUGCAGCGCUUUAAUCAGACUGGAGGAGUUCACACAUUACAGAGGAUGUACGGCUGUGAGCUGGAUGAUGACGGCACCACUAGAGGAUACUUCCAGGACGGUUAUGAUGGAGAAGAUUUCCUCAGUUUUGAUCUGAAAACUCUCACCUACACUGCAGCUAAACCUCAAGCUGUGAUCACCAAACACAACUGGGAUAAUAUUCCUGGUGUUACUGUGGGCCGGAAGAAGUACCUGGAGAACACCUGUAUCGACUGGUUAAAGAGACACCUGUCUUACGGCAGAGAGACUCUGGAGAGGAAAGUUCGUCCCGAGGCAUCAGUGUUCCACAAACACUCUCCUUCUCCAGAGGUGGUGUGUCACGCUACAGGUUUCUUCCCCAAAGCAGUGACAAUCACCUGGCAGAAGGACGGAGAGGACCUGACUGAGGACGUGAAGCUCACAGAGACGUUACCCAACCAGGAUGGAAGCUUCCAGAAGAGGAGCAUUCUGAAAGUCCCAGCUGAGGAGCUGCAGAAACACAAAUACACCUGCGUGAUUCAGCACAGCAGCUUGGAGAUGGAGUUAGAGCGAGAAGUACCGAAAGAUGGAGGGCAGAUUGGAGUCAUCAUUGGUGUCGUCGUGGCCGUCGUCGCUCUCGUCGCUGUUGUCGCUGGUGUUGUCUUCAUGAAGAAGAGGAACUCUGGAUUCAAACCUGUUCCCCCCAAACCCUCCUCUGAAGGAGAUUCUUCCUCCAACAACUCUUAAACUGUGUCUGUGUGUCUUCCUGCUGGAGUGAGAGAGAGAGAGGAGGAGAUGGAGAUGAGGAACACACACACACACACACACACACACGUUACUCCAGUGGGUAAUCUGCUCACAAACACAAGAACCAGGACUUGUAUAUAGGAUGUUAAUGUUAUAAUUUUCUCUUUGUAUUUCGAUGGACGGCUUUUUAUUGUGAAUCUGUUAUUGCUGUAAAAUGGGAUUAUUAGAUUGUUCGGGUUUUUUCGGUGUAAAUUCUCAUAAUUUGUGUUUGGGUUAGAUGUGAGUGUGUAUGAGCUUCUUUCCUCUGUUCAUUUAUCCCCUGAUUUACUGCAGAAUUUAAUCCCGUCAUAACGUCAGGACACGACAGGUUUGAUUUCCGUCUUUGACCUUUUAAUCCAGUGCGAUUUUCCUCAGCAGCUGUUUGUGGAGCUGAUUUGUGCGUCUCAGACAGGAAGUGUGUGAAGCUUCAGAUGUGAUGCGUGUUGAACAGAUUUGACUAAAGUGUAAAAGAUGAGGAGUGACGCAGCAGAAGCAGGAGUUCAUGCUGGAUGAUCAGCGCUCAAAGCUUUUAUUUUCUCCACAAGUGGAAAACACAAAGCAGCUAAAUGACAUGGCACUGAUUCCAUUAUUGAUUAUUUAACUCCAUUUAAAGCAAAAAACAAUCCGUUCAACACGCUGACGCAUCUGUACGACCCACAUCUCUCCCACAAUCCCUCUGUUCUGUCUGUGGAACUCUGAGUGAAUAAUAAAGUGUAUUUUCUUCA